AUGCAUGGCCGAGGCGCCGCCGUCGCCAAGUUGAGGAGGGGGAGCCAAGUAGCGGGGAAGCCGGGUCCGCGGCCGGGGCUGGACGGGAGGCUCGCCGGCGCCGGUUCGGGGUGGCUGCGGGUGGGGCCGCGCGGAUCGGGCAGUGACGGAAGAAGGGGGACGGAGGGCGAACGUCAGCGGGCGGGCAGAAGUCAGCACGGAGCAGACCGCGAGGUCAGGUCACCGGUAGAGACCGCCGAGUGGGUAUACAAGCGGGUACUUGCAAGGACGACGCGUGUCCUAAAUCGCAGCUUUUCCCGCCGGUUAAAGAGGAUGGCCACGGUCCCCACCUUUCCACGAAGACCGUUGGUGCCGGCUGCUAGAUAA
This is a messenger RNA of Marchantia polymorpha subsp. ruderalis, 366 nucleotides long. NCBI's taxonomy places the organism in Eukaryota, Viridiplantae, Streptophyta, Marchantiopsida, Marchantiales, Marchantiaceae. The record is from the annotation of a GenBank genome assembly.